Rhipicephalus sanguineus (brown dog tick) is the source of this 3090-nucleotide messenger RNA. RefSeq lists its product as uncharacterized. The record is from RefSeq and is a predicted model, not a curated record. The transcript has 2 exons. Lineage: Eukaryota; Metazoa; Arthropoda; Arachnida; Ixodida; Ixodidae. The coding region runs from base 391 to 2445 and encodes 684 amino acids.
GAGCGUUGGAGCAGUCGCAGCUCGAAUGGCAGGCGACGCGACAAUAGAGAUCGACGACUGUGCAAAUGUCGAGUGGUUCCUGGUUGUGUUGACUGCAGCAUAUCCAUACGAACUCCUUUCUUGAGACGCUUGGACCAUGCGCUGCUGUUUUCGCGCAAGACAUGGCUACAAAGGCUGCUCGAUGAGUCUGCGUGUCGUGAGCUACUGAAGUGGCAUGCAAGUCGUCCAGUCCGUGUAGCUGCCGGCACUUGAGUGUCGGUGUCAUCGGUGUCGUGUCGUGGCUGGGAGCCCACGCCGAAACACAGACACUACCGUUAUUCGGCAGCGUCGUACUACCAUUGGCUGGCAUGCGAUGAGGUUGGUCGCGCGCGGGCACAUCAAAGAAAGAAGAUGUUUACGCGUGGGAAGCAUCGGUCCUCUGCGUUAAAACAUUUAGGAUCUACAUCUAAAUACAGCACGACUGUGAAGCGAGACGCGGAGACCAGUUCCAACCCCUACCGACGACCGCAGCGCAGCCACAUUCGUAGUGAUGGGAGCCCUGCCGCGGCCUCCUCCACAUCUUGGCAGAACAGAGAACGACAAGCGACCAAGAACGAAGCAGACGAGGCAACGCCGAGCUCACAUCUUCUCCCGAAAACUGAGACCCAGAAACAACGCAAGCCGAGGACUGGCCGGCGGAUAUCCAAAAAACGUAACUGCAGCUGCUGCGAGUCGACUAUGCACCAUGAACGCCUCCCUAUCGCCAUUCGGAGUACUAAAGCGGCAAAUGACGAAGAAGGCGCGGUAACGCCAAGUCCGCAGCUGCUUCUGAAAGCAGACAGCCAGAACGAUUGCAAGUCGAGGACUGGCCAGCGAAUUCUCAAAAAACGUAACUGCAGCUGCUGCGAGUCGACUAUGCACCAUGAACGCCUCCCUAUCGCCAUUCGGAGUACUAAAGCAACAAAUGACGAAGAAGGCGCGGUAACGCCAAGUCCGCAGCUGGUUGUGAAAGCAGAGAGCCAGAACUAUUGCAAGUCUAGGACUGGCCAGCGAAUUCUCAAAAAACGUAACUGCAGCUGCUGCGAUGCAACUAUGCCCCAUGAACGCCGGCCCAGCACCAUUCUGAGUACAAAAAUGCCUAAGGACGAAGCAGAUGCUGUAACGCCAAGUCUUCAGCUGCUUCUGAAGGCUGACAACCAGAAAGAUGGAAAGUCGAGGACUGGCCGGCGAAUUCUCAAAGGACGUAAAUGCAGCUGCUGCGAGUCGACUAUGCACCAUGAACGCAGGUACAGCGCUGGUCAAAGCACACGAGCGAACAAUUUACGCAAAGCUGCAAGCAGCAAAGUUAGGCGCAGGCUGAUCCUGGAUGAUGAUCAAGGUGCUGCUGCACAUUGCACUCCAGGAUUCAGUGAUGCAUCAACUCAUAAUGCAGCACCACAACCACAAAGAAAGUGCACUCCUGCCAUGGAUAGUGAGGACGAUGCACCAAACACCCAGUUAAGCAUAGAAACAUGGCUGAUGCGAAGUAAACAUAAUCGUAAUAUAAAGACCACUUCAGGACCCCAGAGUGAAGCUGCAUGCAAGAGCACCGUCUAUACAAAAGGCCGAACACCAAUGUUAGCACUUGGAGAGCGUGUAGCCACAGCUCCAGUGAAGACAGCUGGGAAACAAACUCGUGGUAGAGCCAACGCUGCACCAAGAAAACUGGCACAGGCUCGAUUGUGCGCUAUGAGUGAUACCAAAGAAGCUGCCUCAUCAGAGGUCUGCAUUAGUCAGAACAAAGUCCGGAGCACCAAACAACAAAAGCCAUCAUACUUAAGCGCUCGGAGGGCACCAAAAGCAGAUGCACCAAAACCCAAGCCCACAGCGAGAGCAGGACCAAGCCAUUCCCGUGGCUCCAAAUCAUCAAACAAGGUUUCAAAGCCCACAAAAGUAGUAGACGAUGCAAAGGCAUUGCAGAAGGUGUCAGUUGGGGCAGUGGCUCGCAGGCGGAAAACGAGACCUGGCACACCGGUGAAUGAGACAGCAUGCGACGACAUGUACGAGUGUAAACGAGUUGCUGGAGGCAUACCAAAUCAUUUCUUCGAAGAGGAACGCUGGGAACGGCUUUCCGACAUUGUGAUGCCAAUUACAAGCACACCGCCACCCAAUUCCCCACAUCUCAGCCCCAGGAGAGCUCAGUUCUCGUCGUACCACGACCUGGACAGCGCGCCAUCUGCAGUGUCCCGAAAAAAUGCAAUGGCAAUCAUGCGCAGCAUGCGCAAGCGCGGCGCUGAGGCUGGCACCUUACUGUGCUCAACGCCAAAAAACGUGAAACACCGUAAUGUGAAGAAAGCACUGAAGGGCCUUCGUAAGCUGGAAGAAAUAUUAAAGCAAGACAGGAUGAGGGAAAGCUGUCGAGAUUUUAGUGAGCAGAGUGAUGAUGCAGAGGACGAAAUGUGCCUUGAAGAAGAGCCUUUGGGAUGAUAGCUGAGAGACACAAGUCUUUAUUUAUUGUAUUUAUUGACUGAGCCCAUGCGAGAAAAGGGCAUGCUCCGAGGUGAGGGCUUUUGUGUAAAUUACUUUAAAUGCGUUACAAUGCCAACAGCAGUGUUUAAAUCUCUUUUGUUUAUUUAUAUCUUUAUAUAUUGAUCUCUGUACAGCGUGAUUACACUGUCGCCUACUUAGUUGAUCAUUUAUAUGGUGUAAGAUAGUUUGUGCGAUGGUGUAAGACUGUUUGCACCCAGCUUAGCGCUGUUCAGAGUUGUGUGUCCAACAACUUGUGCUAAUGAACUUGCCAGAGUGAGUUCUACAGGCUGUGCGACAAUGUGAUAAAUGUGUGCGUAGGCAACAAAAUGAUCAUUUGGCGUGCUCUCCAACUGGUGAAAAGAAAAAAAGGAGGGAGUGAGGCAGCAGAAGUGCAAUAUAUACACAAUUGGAUUAACGCAAAUUGGCACGCACAUUCAGACUAGGUCUUCUGCGGUUUUGCUUUUGACGAGACAUCUUGUCAGAAUUUCUUUUUUUAUUUUGCUACAGACAUUUUGCGAGCUGUAAAGCAAUUAUUUUAAUAAACGGAAUAAUGAAUAUCGCGGUCAGUGGCAUACGUGUCUGCCUUUCUGUGUUGUGUCAUUU